This is a messenger RNA of Carassius gibelio (silver crucian carp), 3827 nucleotides long. RefSeq names its product interferon alpha-inducible protein 27-like protein 2A. The transcript has 11 exons. The record is from RefSeq and is a predicted model, not a curated record. Lineage: Eukaryota; Metazoa; Chordata; Actinopteri; Cypriniformes; Cyprinidae. The coding region runs from base 140 to 547 and encodes 135 amino acids. Gene Ontology annotation, cellular component: mitochondrion; membrane. Gene Ontology annotation, biological process: apoptotic signaling pathway.
CAACGGUUGAGUUUCGGUUUUGAUACGUCAUUAUUCUACUUGUGCACAGGAAGAGGAACAAGGGGCUUUUGUUGGGCUUCAGAUUAAACGCAAAUCCGUGUGCAUGAAAACGUCAUUGUUCUGUACGAUCUUUUAAAUCAUGAAACGCGGACUGUUCACUAUCAUUGGGGUCACAGCUGGGGCAGUUGGUGCGGUUGCAUUGGCCCCUGUGGCGCUCACCAUGGCUGGAUUCACCUCUGCUGGUAUAGCAGCAGGGUCUCUGGCUGCCAGCAUGAUGUCAUCAGCAGCCAUCGCCAACGGUGGUGGUGUGGCUGUGGGAAGUUUGGUCGCACUCCUCCAGUCUGCAGGUGCUGCUGGACUGUCUGCAGGUGCGGCGGCAGCUGUGGCAUCUGUGGGUGGAGCAGCAGGUGCUGUAAUAGGUGGAGCUGCAGAUUUGUUCUCUCGUUCCAGGAGUCCACCUUCACAUGAGGAGGAAGAUGAUGGAAAUGAAGAAGAAGAAGAGAUAGAGAUGCUCUUUUUGGAGUCCAAAGACCUUGUGCCAAAAUAAGGACUUCUGUUAAUAACAAUGUAUUUGUUUGAGCACUUUGUAUUUGUGUUCAUGUCGGUCAUGAUUGAAGAUAACUCCUUUUAUUAAUCAACUAAAAUUUUGUAUUUUGCCAGAUUUCAAAGUAUUACCUUUUAAGUAUGAGUGCAAGAAAUUGUAAUUAAAAGGAUUUGUGUCCUUGAAUGUCAUACUUAAAUCUUUACAGCAGAAUUUGGAUUCGUCAGAUAUUUAAACUCAUUUGCUACCUGCCAUUUUUUUUUCGCCUGCUGCAAUCUGACCAGCCCUCGACAUUUCAAGUUAGUCUUUUGUAAAGCUUCUCUCAUCAAUGUUUCUUUCACAUAAUUGAACUAAAUAAAAAUGUAUAGGCUAUGCAGUAAGCAAAUAAAUGAUGAAUCAGAACAAUAUGAUAUAUUUGCCUUCCUCCAAUGUUUGUCUAAAGUUCUGCUCCAUUUGUGGUUUUGGUUUCCUUUCUUGAAAAGCAUCCUCCAUCUGAGCUAUCAAGGUGAAUAACCCAGAAUUUAGAACAAAUCAAGAAUAUACUGAUUGGAGUUUUUUUUUUUUUUUUUGGACUAUUCCUUCUGAAAAAAAAAAAGAAUAUAAAGUAUAUCUGACAUUAUUUCAAAUGACCAUUUUUAUCAGGCUUCAAUGUUGAAGUUGAAUAAUUUCACUUAAUUUACAUUAAAAAGGUUAUUUUUGUCAGUAAUUGAAAUGCCUUUUUAGGAGUUUAGCUGAUAUUCCUAUAUAUGUAUACAUUUAUCUAUAAAUGUGUGUGUGUGCUAGUCAUGUUAUUUCAACCAUUUACCAUUUUAGUGUUAAUUAUUUCUGGAUAUCCACUGGCUUUUGUGUGUGUGUGUGUGUGUGUGCGUGCGUGCAGUGGGUGUUGAACUUAAAUUUGCAUUGUGAUGAAUCUUUCAUUUUCUGAAAAAAAAAAAGGCUUCACCAAGACAUUUAAAAUUCCAGCUCUCACUACUCACAAGCAGACAGUCCAAGGCUGAUUCGAGAUUACUCAGGAUGGAUCCCUGUUCUGGUCUGUGCAUGGUUUUAUAAAUCUGAAAACUUUUGGGCGUACUGACCUUUGGUGUCUGUUUUUCAGGAACCCUUGCAAUAUUCAAAGAUCUGUGAAUUCAAGUGAAGGCCCUGCAUUCAUGUGCAGCUGGAAUCCCUGUUGCAGCUCAGGCUGUGAUAGGUGCCAUAGGCGGCACUCUGGGUGCAGCUGUGGUGGGACCAUUGGUAUGCAGUGCAGGAGCCACAGGUGCUGUCACAAGCCGAGGUAUCAUGGGAGCUGCUGUGAGCUCAGUUGCAAGGUUAAUUGGCAACUGCACUGCGUAAAUGCCCCAAAAUGCCCUUGAGAAAAUGUCGGGAUUUAUGAAGUCAGACAUAACAUUAAUCUAAUCUACAACCACAAUCGUGGACAGAUUUUCAUAUAUAAUAAUAAUUAUUAUUAUUAUAUUCUGCUGUAGAUUCUCUACUAAUCUAGUUUUCUACUUUAAAUUUAAUGUAAAUGUAAUUUUCUUUAAAUUGUCGUGGCUAGCAUUGUACAUCAACUUUGUCCUUGAGGGAAAAGCCUGUAACAUUAUGUAGAAUUUAGAUUUGUUUCAUAGUUAAUGGAGAGAACAUUACUUACUCUGUAUCUUUCCAUUUUAAAUAUUGUUGAAAUGUUUUAAAACAGUCUCUGUUUUGUAAAGCGCUACAUAAGGAAAAAUGUGACUUGAUUGAAGUAGUUUGCACCACUGUCAUAACGUUGGUGUUUGCAACAUAUUAAAAACAUUAUAGAUGCACUUCCUGGCUUUAUGCACUUUAUACAUUUGUUGUGUAUUUCUUUUUGGAUACAGUUUGUGGCAAUUUUUAACUAAUUUAGGGUGGUCUACAACCUGCCAUGUUAUUGCCUGACCAUCAGAUGUCACUGUGCAUAUUCUUAGUAAGCAAGUCUUUGGUAAAGCGUCUAACUCGUAUUUUGUACAGAGCGGAGGAAAGCUUGUUUUCAGGCAAACUCGCUUGUAGCUCGUUUACUACAUCACUACGAGUAAAAAGAGGCAUAAUUCGUGUACCAAAAACGUUUUGCUCGCGAGUUAUUGAUCCGGAAAAGUCGAAUCUGUGAAUAUCUUGCCAGUUUUACCGAACUGUCAAAGUUUAGUUGUCCAGUGGCUGAGGUUACGCAGUAAGCAAACAACAGAUGAAUCAGAGCAAACACAAGGUAUGUGUUUGUCUUGAACGGUCCGCAGUCCUCAAAUGUUCCGCUCUGUUUGUGUGUGUUUGUGUGUGUUUGUGUGUGUGUGUGUGUGGGGGGGGGGUCGGUUUCGGUUUCCUUUCUCAAGAAGUAGCCGCCCGCUAAGUUAAUAAGGCAAGCUCUCACCAGCAAGAGCGUCAGUGCAAAGCAAGAGCAUCCCGAAUUGCUUGAGUAAAGUCGAUUAAGAUGGAUCCAGUGACGCUUAUUGGAGCUGGUGUAGGAGCAGUCUUAACAGUCGCUGCAGCUCCUGCUGUUCUAGCAGCCGCAGGUUUCACCGGCGCAGGAAUUGCUGCAGGUUCUGUUGCCUCCUCUUUGAUGUCAGCUACUGCUGUCGCUAACGGAGGAGGGAUUGCAGCAGGAUCCGUGGUUGCAACUCUUCAAGCUGCUGGUGCUGCUGGAAUCCCUUUGGUAGGUCAAGCCAUCGUGGGGACUGUGGGAGCCGUGGUGGGUGCCGUUGCCAGUAUGGCCAGCAACUGCACUCAGUGACCAGUUCAUUUUAUUGAAUCAGUAACUAGUGCUGUAAAUGUAUCUCUUUAUAUGUUCAUUAUCUCGUUGUCUGUCAUGGUGAUCAGAAUCUCUUGAAUGUUGUUCUGUAUCAGUAGCCCUAGGUUUAGGUGUGUAUGAGAUCUUCUUUUAAUACACACCUGCGUUAAAGAUGCUGUUUUUAGCACUGACAAUAGAAAAAGAAGAAAAAACAUAUUAGAUCUUUCUGUCAUUUCUUUAGCUAUCAUAAACCAAUUUUGUGUUAUAAAAUGUUUCAUUGAGUUAGACUAACUGUCAUUAGGAGAAUUUUGUUGAAUAAUGAAAAGGGGUUUCUUCGAUUUCCGCACAAUUCUGUAACCAUAGGCACUAUUUUUCAUGUGGUCACCAAAAUAAAAGCUUAUAAAUAGGGUUCUUCGAAUGGGUUCUCCACCACAGGUUUCCUACAGAGGAUGGCUUUCUUAAGAGUCUUUUGCAAGCACCAUGUAUGUGUUUGCAAAUCGUUUUGUUUGGACCUGCACAAUAUGUAUGUAGAGACCUUGUUUAGUAAACCUAAUAAACAAUUGAAAUAAUGUG